Bursaphelenchus xylophilus (pine wood nematode) is the source of this 2474-nucleotide messenger RNA. The record is from the annotation of a GenBank genome assembly. NCBI's taxonomy places the organism in Eukaryota, Metazoa, Nematoda, Chromadorea, Rhabditida, Aphelenchoididae.
AUGUUUAGCCUUGUAACAGCGGGAACUGGUAAGGGAAUUGUAGCGAAUCUAAGAAAUAGUUGUAGCUUAUAGAUCUGAGAGCGAUUUUCAUCCAGAAUACGUAAAUUCCUUCCUUCAUAGAGCCUCAACCUUUGCACUUUUUGAUGUAAGUUGUAAUUGUCAACAGAAUUUGUGAUAUGUGAUGACAUCACUGCAAUUUUAAGGCCCUAUUUUUAGUCAAAAGCAAGCAAGGUUCUCCCCGAUCUCCCACGAGCGGAAAGUCUGCGCUACAAAGCUUGUAAAAGGGUGGUUAAAAAUGUCCUGGACAUGGCUAAAUGCGUUGUGAAACUUCUUGACAAACGGGAUAUUCUGAUCGAAUCCAAAGUUCAUGACGAAGAUAAACUGAAAGACAUAAAAAGAAACGAUGAAUGCGAUGGCCAUGACGACAAUGGGGAUGGGAGUUGGCUUCGAGCGAUAUUUUCAAUGGUCUACAGAAGUGUCAUGUGUAAAGAAAAAAGUAGUAAGCGAAAUGUAUAAGUCGUGGUUGAUGGUGAAAGGAUCUAUUCCAUUUACCUUGAUCUCAAACAAAGACAAAAAUAAAACUCUUGCUAUAUAUGGUUGCCCGUUUCAGCUGAUGCACCGACCAGAACACAGUUCACAAGGAGUCGGCCUGUCAAAAUCAGAAGACUACUUGUUUUUAAAAACCCCACAGCAACUCGUCAAGCAAUACCACAGCAAGCUAAAGAGACCAGACGAAGACGAAAGCGAGUAGUUAGUGAGUUUUCAAAGUUAUUACAGUAUACCGCCAUCUCUUUAAAUCAGAUUACCGUCGAAUAUUCAAUGUGAGCCGAGUUUGUGAUACUCCGAGCAGUGUUAAAGCCUUGAGAAACGUUCAAAAAUACUUCGAUCAGAUGAAUCAUGUAAUUAGGUACACUUACAAUGUACGGAAGGAGAACGAAAGGUAGGAUCCACUUACUUAGGCAAUCACAAUCUUGUUUUAGGUUCUUCAAAACUGCAAAUUUAACCGUUUCCUUCAAAAACAAAGCUCCCUCGGGUGACUCGCCUUAUGAGCAAAUGCAAAAAACGAUAUCAGAAAUGGAGAAUUUUGAUGACAAAGGAGUUGUCUCAAUUUUAUCGCCAAAGUUGUUUAAUGUCUUGAGGGCAUCACCGUUGGAUCCGGAUUCCAAAAAUUACUUGUCUCCAAAUAUUCUCAGCUUCCAAGACGACGGAGUCAUGCCAUUACCAAGGCUUUUUCAAGUAAAGAUUUUCUCAUUUCAAAAACGCAAACAAAAAUUUUUUUGUUUGAAAAAUGAUGACAUAUACUUGAUUUUCAGUGGAGUAAAUAUAAUUGUGAGACACAGAAAUGGGUCGAGUUACUGCUAAAUAUGACCGGCGGAGAAAAAUUAUUGGAACAACAUAUGGCCAAGUUUGGAGAGCAUAUGAAAUUUGUUGACGAUACACUUUAUCCAAGGAUAUUAGAGGUUCAAAACGUGGAGAAAAAAGUGGAAAAAGUCCAUAGUUUGACGACAGGGGAGCAAAAGAUACAUAUGGAAAAGUUUGGAUUUGUAGAAAUGAAUAAAGAUCAGCUGGAAAUGGCGUAUGGAAAGUUUGGUAUGGGUUUUAAAUUACCAUUUAAAGUUAAAAAAAAGAGCCUUCUAGUUGAUUAAUGUUUUUCAGGUAUAAAUCCACAAGACGCUCCAAAAGUUUCCAACAACACUGAUUUUGAAUUGGAAAGGGCCAUCCGCCAGCUUGCUCAAAUGAGUCCCGAAGAACUCUUGGAAAUGUCCGAAGAAAUGGAAGGCGGUAAUCACAAAGACGGUCGGUCCAAAAGACAAACUGGGCCACCUCCUCGUCGACCAUCAAUAUUCGAUUUUCGGAUUCUGAAUCCCUUUGGACUGGCAACCAGAGUCGGGAACCCAAACCUCCUUGGAAACUACAUCUUGUCGCCUUACGCAUUCUUUGCACAGAUCUUUGCUCCGUACAUGCUGGGGGUAAGUUCCACUUGAUUUAAUUUUUUAUGAUUUUCUAGAAGAUCUUGGUGAUACUUAUUUUAUUUUUAUUAAUUUUAAUACAAGUGCUUGGCAUUGUUUCCCAUUUUUCAGGUCGACGUUCUCUCGCCCCGUUUCAUGAUAGCCACCAUCUUCUCUCCUGUGGUCCUAGUCUUCCGAGUCCUUUCUCCCAGUGCCUUCCGUCUGAUGCUCUUUUCUCCUCUCAUGUUAAUUGGCUGGGUGCUUGUUCCCGAAGCUUUCCUGGCCAAGAUUUUCUCCCCCAAACUUCUGGAGACCCGUGUUUUGUCCCCCGAAUCCUUCUCCGCGAUUAUUCUGUCACCUGGGGCUGGAGUUGCUCGAAUUGCGUCGCCCAACGCGAUGAAUGUAAUCGUUUUGUCGCCCUCCUUCUUUACUUAUGGUCUCUAUUCUGGGAAUCGGUAUGUUUUGCAAGUUUUGUCGCCUGGAAUUGUCGGAAUCGAUGCUCAUCCUCUUUUUCUGCCAUUUUAG